UUUAUUGUUGCAUUAUGCUUUAGGAGAGAAAGAAGUCUUCCAGAGUAGAACCUGCCCCACCCCUAGCACCCCCACCUGUAACUGUACCUAAGGACUAUGAUGCCUUCCCCCCGCUCCAUGGACCACCUCGGGUGGGAGACAGGAUUGCCUACAAGAUUCUCGAGAUGUCAGCAAACUACUGCCCUGAAAUUUCAUCAUACAAGGAGGCAGUAGUGACUGGUUAUGACCCAGCGACUGGUGACCUGGAAGUGGAAAUGGUGUACGAUAUCACAGCCUACAAGAAGCAAAACAAACCAGGCAGAUUUGAGAUGGACUUGGAUGUGGGAGAUCAGGAGGACAAACCAGAUAACAAGGUGACAGUGGCAGUGUCAGCUCUGGUGGAACCCAAACUGGUACAGGACAAGUGAGAAACAAGCUACCGGAUAGAUGCAGUCUUCUAGUGUAGUUCUAUAGUAGCAUAUUUCACCAAGGAUUCAAAUUCAUUGGAGUGUAUGAUGAAUAAUUAAAGAAGAUAUCUGUAAUAUAUAGUUUGUAAGGGAGAACACUUUGUGUUAGCCUUGCACUAAUUUAGCUUUUUCUCUGACAUUUAAGUACAUUACGCAAGUUCACCUUCAUCCACGGGGUGACCUAUAUCCAUUGUAUUUAAAAACAUGGUAUUUGGGGAUGUCAAGCCAUCAGAGUUACAGUAGUUUGAAAAUAGCUGCAAUAUUUUGAAAAUAUUGCAAUUUGAAACCACCCUCCUGUCACUUAAUAUCCCUUAAUACCCUGUUUUUAGAAACAAUUUAUAUAGGUUACCCUGCGGUGAUCUAGUGUUACAUUGAGCAGUUUCUCCACAGUAUUAUGGACACUGGUAUUGGACGGAAACCACCCUUCUAUUGUCAGAUGUAUCAUUUCCUUUUGAACCUCUAACAUGUUAAGUUAUUUGGGUGCCAAUGAAAUUAUGUGUUGUAUACAGUAUACCACAUGAAGGAUGCUACAGGAUAAAAUUUCAUUUUCCCGUUUCCAACUUUCAUAAACAGAUUUGCUGAAAUUGUAUUUCUGAUUUCUUUUGUGCUUUCUGUGAUAACGUACUUAUUGUUUGAAAAAUUGCUUCAUUUACAACUGUUUAGGCAAAUGUACCAAUAAAAUUACAUGCAUUCUGAAAAACAUCCA
Molecule: messenger RNA, 1152 nt
Organism: Branchiostoma floridae (Florida lancelet)
Lineage: Eukaryota; Metazoa; Chordata; Leptocardii; Amphioxiformes; Branchiostomatidae
Product: coilin-like
Exons: 5
Coding region: 165-407 (80 amino acids)
Source: RefSeq, a predicted model, not a curated record